This is a messenger RNA of Ctenopharyngodon idella (grass carp), 3296 nucleotides long. RefSeq names its product IQ motif containing E (gene iqce). NCBI's taxonomy places the organism in Eukaryota, Metazoa, Chordata, Actinopteri, Cypriniformes, Xenocyprididae. The record is from RefSeq and is a predicted model, not a curated record. Gene Ontology annotation, molecular function: protein binding.
AUGAUAACAGUGUGCGCAAGUGUUGCGCAGUGCUGACGCACAUGAACGCGUUUGAUUUUCUGUUUAUUGUCAUGUUAAACAUUUUCGGUUGCUAGACGACAAUAAUGCACUUUAUAUCCGUACGGCGAAGAGAGACGCGAAACGACGCUGUGCGAUAUUAUUGCGUUAAAUCUGUAGCUUUCAUACACACUGUCCACGUAGGAUUUGUUGCUUUUCUUAACGGCGACAUCAGGAAACAGCUGCAUCUUGGGAACUUCUUCUUAACACCCCCUACCCAUUUCAGUGCUCGUUUAUGCUGUUUUAUAUUAGGAUUUACACACAUCUUUGAAAUGAUGAAAAUACGAUUUUCUGCUGCAUCAUAAAACGCGGACAUUACAGGUCGUAGCUCCAUAGAUCAUACUGUAUGAGAAAGUAUUAUGGUCCUGUUGUUUGUAAAAGGUGAUGAUAAAAUAAAAACAGGCCAUUACAUAGGCUAUAAUGUCUGUAGUAGCUGGAGAACUUGUCACUGAAGAAGAGGUGGAGGAUCUGGCAGAGGACAGUCUCUGUAGCAGCUAUGUGUCUGACACUGAAAAGUCAAGAAAAAAGAAAGUUUCUGGCAGACCACCUCCUUCUCCUAAGUCACCAUACCUGAACAGUGCAAACUUGCUUCUGAAGAAAACUCCAGUAGCAUCAUGGAGGACGGUGAAGGGGACACAGCUCCAAAACUGUAAAACCCCUCCGGCUGGUACACCCAGGGACGUCUGGCUGCACUUACAGAAUGAUGGACAUGGGGCAUUGUCAAAGUCUCUGAAAGGAGCAGAUUACAGUGUCGCACAGACCAGCAUCUCCAUGACCAGCACACCUGAAUACCUGAAGGAGGCCUUAGGAAUGAAAAAGCCAAAAUAUUCCCGCUCUGCAUCUAACGGUUAUGUUGCAGGGACCCCAGGCUACAAAGAAAAGGAAGAAAUGUAUGAUGAAAUAAUGGAUCUAAAAAAGGCCAUCCAAUCCCAAAAGGCUGAAUCUGACAAGAUGAAAGCCAAGCUGCGCCGUCUUGAAGAAGACAACACUAAGAAAGACAGACAAAUUGAACAGCUGCUGGAUCCAGCGAAGGACCCAGAUUAUGCAAGGGGUUUAGUGGACAGAAAGACCGAUCCUAGAUCAAUCAUUAAUGGACUGAAACAGAGGAUUCUACGAUUGGAGCAGCAGUGCAAAGAAAAAGAGAAUGCCUUGAGUCAGCUUCAGAGUGACCUCAAAACUACCAACAUGCAGGAAAUGAAGAUCACUGUAGAAACGUACUUUGAGGAGGUUCAAAGAUUGCGAGCACUGUUAGAGUCAGCUGAGAGAAGUAAUAAGGCGGAGAUCAAAGACAUCAGGCGGCAGAACAAGACCCUUAGUGCAACGGUUCUGAAACUCACAAAGACCGUUCAACAACUGGAAGACGAGAACCAAGAACUCAAAAAAGAACUGACACAGGAAGAGAUGAGCAUGAUGGACAGCCCUGUGUGCCGUGCCAAGGGUUAUAUGGAUUGGAGCAAACAGAGACUUGUGCGACGAAUCCUGGAACUUGAAAAGAGAGUUGAGCAGAUGAAGAAUCUUCAUAUAACUAAAACAUCAGACUCACAGAAGAGCUCAGAGGGGAAAGGCACUGAGUCAGAAUCGGCCAAUCAGAGCGAUUCUGUCAACACAGAGAUGGAUGUGAUCACAGAGAAUGAUGCGCAUUUGAGGGGAGCAGUAAAGAAACUUACAGAAGAGAAAAAGGAACUACAGGAAAAACUAACCCAGAGAGAUGAAGAGAUAAAGCAGUUGUCCGCUGAGAAGGAUGAAGGUCUGAAAGAGGUAGAAAAUGUGCUGAAGGAACAAAUUAGAGAGCAUGAGAGACUGAUGAAAACACACAGGCAGGAGAUGGGUGUGCUGACCGUAGAAAUCAACUGUUUAAAAGAGAAACUAGAGGAGGAGAGAAAACUCAGAUUAGUACAAGAUCCAAGUCAGGUUCAGGACAGUUCUUUUUCAUUAACACUCACAGAACCAUUGUCGUCAUCGGCGGUUGCGUCAAUAGAGAAGAACAAAGCAGCUAAGAUCAUUCAGACACACUGGCUCUCACACCGAACACGGGAUCUAGUUCUCUUGCAAUCCUGUCUCAGAGGGCAUCUAAUCAGACAGAGGCAGUUAGAUGGACAGAGGCAAGCAACUGUCCCUGUUGCAGUGAGUCAAUCAGUUAUGAACACUCAGGCUGUACAGGAAGAGGAAGUGACUCUGCUGCAGGCUGUCUUUAGGGCUCAUCUCAAACGGAUGGACAGGGCAUCUACAGUGACGCAGUCUGAAUCUUUCAUUCAUCAGAAAAAGCAGCAUCUCUCCACCCCUCCACUGCUGCCCACAGGGUUCCCACAGGCCAUGUUUACGAACAAAACGCAAACCUCAGGUGUAACUCAGAAUAAUAGCGAGGAGACUGCAGAGAAACUAAAUCCUGCUUAUAAUGAGAAGCUGCGUGACAAGAGAUCAGUACCAGGAGACCUGAAGCUCCACCAACAGCAACCAGCCACUGAAAGUCCAAAGACCAUUGAUUCAGACGACUCAGAUGACAUCAUUGUGUCUCCUUCAAGGCCACUGAGAAAAAGAGAAAAAUGCUUUAGUCCAUUCAAUGCUAAUGAUGUGGUUUAGCUCUUUGGUUUUUUUUACUAUUUGGACCUUCAUAAAUAAUGCUUUUUCUUUUUAAACUUGGAACACACAUUAUUACCUGAGCAACUUAAAAGGGAACUGAAACAAACUGACAUUUAUAUGGGCAAUAAUGACUGUACAUAGAUCAUGGAUGAUAGAUUGUUACGGUUUUGUGAUUUCACACUUUAUUAUUCUGCUACAGUCACAUUCCUUUGACUUCUAAAACCUAAAACCUUCAAAUAAGGUAGAAAUUUCAAAAGUUGUGUCUUCACACUCCAAAAGUGCCUUAUGUAGGAAGAUCAUGUUUAAAUGAGGAUCAGGGAUUUAAUAUUAUUCAUUUACUUCUCAUUGCAGAUGAAUAUACACAUUACACUAAGCAGAAUAUCUUAUAUUUAAGCCAUUGUGUGCAUUUUAAAGUACACCUCUGAUUGAUACAAAAGUACUGUGAAUCUACACAAACAUAUUGCUGGAUAAGAGAACUUCAAGUUCAGAUUGAGGAAAAAUGACAGCAAAUGCUGUUAAUGCAGUUAAAUGUUGUCAGUGUGCUUCGUGUUGUUAUAGAUGAAUCUGUAUUGAACCAAUAAUAGCACUGAAAAAAAAUGUGUUGCUGUUUUCUUGUUUCGAUGUCUUAUUAAAACUGAUUUUGCUCUAAGAGCACAUUA